ACCUAGGAAGCUGGCGCACGCUGCAGUCAGAUAAGGCUUUCAGCUGAGCGUCCCUGAAGCAGCAGAUGGUAAUGGAGUGGUGGUGGACUGGCGUGCUCUGUCACCCGGGCUGGGUGGUCAGCACCGUGGUUCUGGGGCUCGUUGUGAGAAUGCAGAGGAAGGGGUCCUGGAACCCGCGAGCCUGCCCCGUGGAUCUCACCGGCAAAACUGCCAUCGUUACCGGAGCUAACACGGGCAUCGGGAAGUUCAUCGCUCUGGAUUUGGCUCGCAGGAAGGCGCGGGUGAUCCUGGCGUGCCGCAGUCAGGAGCGAGGCCAGGCCGCACUGGAGGAGAUCCGCAGGAAAUCACACAACAGCAACGUGCACCUGCAGCUUGUCGACACCAGCUCCCUGCACUCCGUCAGAGACUUCGCACACAGAAUCAACAAGGAGGAGAAGCGACUGGACAUACUGGUCAACAACGCAGGGGCCUCCGGACUACCCAAAGCCAUGACCUCAGAGGGACUGGAGCUCUCCUUCGCCACCAAUCACCUUGGACCCUUCCUACUGACGAACCUGCUGCUGGAUCUCUUAAAGCACUCCGCCCCCGCCCGCAUCGUCAAUGUGUCCUCAGCCAAUCACUGGCGAGGGGUGGUGGACUUCUCACACUUCCACGGAGAGAACCUGACCUACCGGCUGGACAGCGUGUACAAUCACACCAAGCUACACAACAUCCUGUGCACCAGUGAGCUUGCCCGCAGACUGCAGGGCACAGGAGUGACUGCUAACUCCCUGCACCCGGGUGUGGUGAUGACAGAGGUGAUGAGACAUUAUAACUGGCUCAUACGAGCGCUCUUCAAUAUCGUGGGGUUCUUCUUCAUGAAGUCCUCGGAGGAGGGAGCAGUGAGCUCUAUAUACUGCGCGGUGUCUGAGGACUUGGAGGGGGUCACUGGGAAGUACUUCGACAGUGACUGCUCCCUGGUCCUGCCCGCACCCUUGGCCAGGGACCCUGUCCUCGCCAGGAAAGACUGGGAGGUGUGCGAGAGGCUAACCGGGCUCUCCGGAGGAAAGGACCAAUGAGCACUCAGCUCAUCACAGCUGGGACACACACACACACACACACAAACUCACGCCAGUCCUGCACCCAGUGAUUUUCUAUUCAGGUUAAUAUUUUAUAUUCAGGUUAAUAUUUUAUAUUCAUGUUACCCUCAUAAAAUGAUCUCUGCAGCGGUGACUGACAAGACUGGUAUAGCAUGAGACAUGAGGCAUUAGCGAUCAUCCCAUUUCCUUAAAGAUAUCAACUCCUUUACAGUGCACUAAACGUUCCUGGGAUUGGGGAGCAUUGGGGUCACUUCACUAUCAGGAAAGUUGUGGCAGACACCAAUGGGAAUUGAUUAAAAAAAAAAAUCUAAAAGCAUGAUAAACCAAAGUACACUAUGGUAAAUGCAUUGUGUAACAAUGGGAAAAGCAUGGAUAUACUGCAAAAUUACUGUGCAAAUGAAACCUUUUAUAAGGGAGUUGGGGUCCAUAGAAACAGGCCUUGCUUUCUUAAAACACAGUAAAUGAGGUAUACUCUGCUUUUCUACUCAGCCCUUCAGUUACAGGAAGGCAUUAUUACAAUUGAUUCAUAAACUCCUACAAUGGUGGUCCCUGAGUUCCUCACAUCAGAAGCGAGAGGAUUCCAAACAAAGAAGCAUUGCUAACACUGCAGCGCAGAGCUCCGAUGUGAAUGAUAAUAUACAUUGUAUUAAUGAUGAAGCAUUGCUAACACUGCAGCGCAGAGCUCCGAUGUGAAUGAUAAUAUACAUUGUAUUAAUGAUGAAGCAUUGCUAACACUGCAGCGCAGAGCUCCGCUGUGAAUGAUAAUAUACAUUGUAUUAAUGAUGCUAUAUGCAGUUCUUGAUAAUGACAGGAAAUAAUAACAAUAAAAAUACACAUUUCAAAGGA
Molecule: messenger RNA, 1925 nt
Organism: Polyodon spathula (Mississippi paddlefish)
Lineage: Eukaryota; Metazoa; Chordata; Actinopteri; Acipenseriformes; Polyodontidae
Product: retinol dehydrogenase 12-like
Exons: 6
Coding region: 66-1058 (330 amino acids)
Source: RefSeq, a predicted model, not a curated record